AUAACCGAUAGCACUCUGCGCUCUUUGCCACGAAUUGCAAGUUUGCAAUUUCGCCGCACUCCGGUUCCAGCCAUUGUUUUGUGCUAAAAGCGUUGAAAAUUGUGGUUCCAGUGGUGCGGCACCAAUUCCUAAACAAUCAGAAUACAGUGAAAAACGAGUACCGAAGACUUUGUCUCCGUAAAACCGAAACAAACAGUGCCGAAAAACGCCGGCAGGCGGAAGAGCUGAGAAAAUGGCUCUGGACGUGGGUGGCGUCGGCCGGGGCUUGCUCACCUGGGAAAAGCAGGAGCACCUGGUCAAGUUGGCUAUUCUCAUCCUAGCAGCGGUUUUAUCGUUCGCCACGCGCCUGUUCUCUGUGCUGCGAUUCGAGAGCGUCAUCCAUGAGUUCGACCCGUACUUUAACUACCGCACCACGCGGUUCCUCGCGGAGCAGGGCUUCUACAAGUUCCACAACUGGUUCGAUGACCGUGCCUGGUAUCCCCUGGGUAGGAUCAUCGGCGGCACCAUUUACCCGGGACUGAUGCUAACCUCUGCGGCCCUGUACCGCCUUAUGUGGCUGCUUAAUGUCACCAUCGACAUCCGUAAUGUGUGCGUCUUCCUAGCGCCCUUCUUCUCCUCGCUGACCACGCUAGUGACCUAUGCUCUCACAAAAGAGAUCCAUAGUACCGGAGCUGGUCUGGUGGCCGCCGCACUGAUCUCCAUCGUUCCGGGAUAUAUCUCCCGAUCUGUAGCGGGAUCGUACGACAAUGAGGGCAUCGCCAUCUUCUGCAUGCUCUUCACCUACUAUUUGUGGAUAAAAGCGGUGAAGACGGGCACCAUCUUCUGGUCGGCCAUGUCCGCCUUGGCCUACUUCUAUAUGGUCUCCUCGUGGGGUGGUUAUGUCUUCCUGAUUAACCUAAUCCCGCUGCACGUGCUGGCGCUGAUGAUCACCGGACGUUUCUCACACAGGAUCUACAUAGCGUACAGUACCCUGUACUGCGUAGGCACUAUUCUGUCCAUGCAGAUCUCUUUCGUGGGAUUCCAACCCAUCCAGAGUUCCGAGCACAUGCUGGCAUUGGGCACCUUUGGUCUGUGUCAGAUUCAUGCCUUCGUGGACUAUCUGCGUUCUCGCAUUCCCAAGGAUCAUUUUGAUUUGCUCUUCAAGACGUUGGUUUCUAGUGUGCUGACUGUGGUGUUCGUUGUGGGCACUCUACUCACGAUAACCGGAAAAGUCUCGCCCUGGACUGGCAGAUUUUACUCACUACUGGAUCCUUCCUAUGCCAAGAAUCACAUUCCAAUCAUUGCUUCGGUGUCGGAACACCAGCCAACGUCCUGGUCGUCGUUUUAUUUUGAUCUGCAGAUCUUAGUAUUCCUCUUUCCCGCUGGGCUGUACUUCUGCUUCUCCAAGCUGACCGACUCGAAUAUCUUCAUCAUUUUAUAUGGUGUAACCAGUAUUUAUUUCGCCGGCGUGAUGGUGCGGCUGAUGUUGGUCCUGGCACCGGUGAUGUGUGUGCUGUCCGGGAUUGCAAUAUCUCAUUUGCUGGCCAAGUACAUCAAGAGCGUGGAUGCCGGAGGAUCAGGAAAGCAGGGUGUGGAAAGCAGACGGCAGCACAAGAAGCUGGAGCAGCAGACAGGCGGCGUGAAGAGCGAGGUGGCCAUUGGAUUCGUGGGUGUUAUUACACUCAUGCUGAUCGUGUACACGUUGCACUGCACCUGGGUCACCUCGGAGGCGUACUCCUCGCCAAGUAUUGUGCUGAGUGCCAGGUCGCACGAUGGCGGCCGCAUCAUCUUCGAUGACUUCCGCGAGGCCUACUACUGGCUGCAGAUGAACACUCCGGAGGAUGCUCGCAUCAUGUCCUGGUGGGAUUAUGGCUACCAGAUAACAGCCAUGGCCAAUCGGACGAUAUUGGUGGACAACAAUACCUGGAACAACACGCAUAUAUCUCGCGUUGGCCAAGCGAUGGCUUCGUCGGAGGAGAAAGCCUACGAGAUAAUGCGCGAACUGGAUGUGGACUACGUUCUGGUCAUCUUCGGAGGACUGACUGGUUACUCCUCAGACGAUAUCAACAAGUUCCUGUGGAUGGUGCGCAUCGGCGGCAGUACGGAUCGCGGGGCACACAUCCGCGAAAAGGAUUACUAUGCGGCCAAUGGAGAAUUCCGAGUGGACAAAGAGGGCUCACCCACUUUGCUCAACUGUUUGAUGUAUAAGAUGUGCUACUAUCGUUUCGGGCAGAUGUACACUGAAGGGGGCAAAGCCCAGGGUUACGAUCGUGUCCGAGCUGCCGAAAUUGGCAACAAGGACUUCGAGCUGGAUGUCCUGGAGGAGGCCUACACCACGGAGCACUGGCUGGUGCGCAUCUACAAGGUCAAGGAUCUGCCGAAUCGCGGUGUUUAAAGAGAAGAGGUCGCCAUCAUUCCGCUCUAUUCUGUGUUCUGUACAUUAGCUCUCUCUUUCUAUCUCGUUCGUUUGGAAUCUCACUCAACGCUCUGGCUUCUCCCCUCAUGCAUUUAGUUCUAUACUUGCACUGAACUUCAACCUGAAAACCAUGUUUUUUUUUUACUUUUAAAAAUGUCUUAAAUGUACCAGAUGCGUGUAACUCCUUAAGCAAGAAAACAGUUUGUAAGCGAAUCGAACUAAAUAUAUAUAUAAUGUGAAAAGUGA
Messenger RNA from Drosophila eugracilis, 2641 nucleotides. It is a transcript of the gene Stt3A, whose product is annotated as dolichyl-diphosphooligosaccharide--protein glycosyltransferase subunit STT3A. Bases 233 to 2374 code for a protein of 713 amino acids. The transcript is spliced from 6 exons. Gene Ontology annotation, cellular component: membrane. Gene Ontology annotation, molecular function: dolichyl-diphosphooligosaccharide-protein glycotransferase activity. The record is from RefSeq and is a predicted model, not a curated record. Lineage: Eukaryota; Metazoa; Arthropoda; Insecta; Diptera; Drosophilidae. Gene Ontology annotation, biological process: post-translational protein modification.